This is a messenger RNA of Rhodofomes roseus, 2205 nucleotides long. RefSeq lists its product as uncharacterized. Lineage: Eukaryota; Fungi; Basidiomycota; Agaricomycetes; Polyporales; Fomitopsidaceae. Bases 1 to 2205 code for a protein of 734 amino acids. The record is from RefSeq and is a predicted model, not a curated record. The transcript is spliced from 8 exons.
AUGUGUCAUGUUCCUCUGUCCUUUAUUGGUGAAGAUAUCAAAUUCCACUCGUUCAUCCUACACCUAUCGGCAACAUCCUGUAUAGGCGAUGUCAGCCUCACAGCGACAAACAGUGGCCAAUCCAUGCACACGAGGUUCAUGCCAGAGGGCUGUGAACAGGGGCAAGAGUACCAGCAGCGAGCUCAAGCCUCUGAGCCUGAGCCAAGGACUAAGUGGUGCCGAAUUUCGACCCAUAACUAUGUGCCACCGUCGGGCUCUGUCCCUACUGGCGCGCCAGCUCCUAUUGCACCAUCCCCUUCUAGUAUCGCUGUCCAGGAAGCUGUGGCUGCCUCUUCGCGCUUGGAGACCCAAGCGCCUUCAACGAGUGCUGAACCUGCUCCACAGGAAAGGGCAGCUGCUGCUGCCCAGCGGAAGCUUGCUGCUGUGCAGGCUAAGAGCAUCGUCAAGAAGCUCUCAGUCUGUUUACUGUUGUGGACGAAGAUGUCUCAGGCUGGCGACGAGUCGACGGCAUACAAGAUUUCUGUCGAACCGCAUGCCCCUAUCAUGUUAUCAGCGUAUCCGCACAUCGUCGAUGCUCUUGCACCUCCCCAUCUUCCUGAGUCCUUACCAUCUGUGCCCGAUACUCCCCGCGCACCUGCAACCGAUCCUUCGUCUGCUCCAUGUCCUCCAGUGCCCAGCCCUGCUCUCUGCGUUGAGGUCUUUGAUCCUGCGCUUUCUCGCUGGGUCGUCACUGCUGUCAGCGAUAGUCUUGGUGUCGAUCUUGGGUCUCGCAAGGCCGAAGUCCUCCUUCGUGCAUGGGCCCCAAACCGCAAGCUUACCAAUGUGGACUGUCCAGGGCUCGCAGGGCAUCUUGAGCGCCUGUAUGGUAUCCGCUGUUCCACCGAUGGUUCGUAUGAGCGCAAGCGGGCUGCCUCUCCACCAGCUGCUACUUCCAGCAGCAAGCGGAUUCGCCUUGCUUCCGACCCGCUCCCAAUCGCUCCUAUGAACACUCGAAGCCCAGCUCGUAGGGCCACAACCUACUCUGGCCAUGCUGCGUCGUCGCCCGGUCCAAUCCUACACGAUACCGGCCGGAGUCUGCUUCGCUUUCAUCAACCCAAUAAUCCCCAGCCGAUUCCCUCCUCUUUCUAUCUAUCGCUGAACGACUUGCCAACCAUUGACGAGGAGUCUGAUCAUGAGGGAACACCGAGUACGACUAGCGCCAGUAUCGAGCAAGAUGGUCCUGCGAGCCUUGCCAGUGUGGCCAUGGACAGCGGCGAUGCCAGUGUGCUGUUCCCGUCCCGCUAUUACUUCGCCGACAUCUACCAUGGUGCAAAGCGAAUCGACGAACUCCACACGACGAGUGGCUUGUCCGUCCGAGAUGCCUUCGCAGAGGUCUUUCCGAAGGCGCGCUAUGCGGAAUCAACGUGGACAGCUGCUAAGCGAGUCCUCCGCAAGGCGACCGAGGCCGAGUGUGCAGAAUGGCUUGCGAAGGGCAAGACAGCCAGCACUUUGUUUACCAACUUUCGGAGUAUCGUACAGGCGCGGCAGCACGAGCGACCCCUGCCCCGCAGUGCUCGGCGAGGACAGACUCUUCCACCUUCUACACCUGGCUCCCCAAUGGUCGUACUAGGCAAUGUCCCAACAGUCGAGAGCCAUGGCCUGUUUGCCCCUCUGGGCGAGCGAAGCACCAGUGUCGAUGUGCAGCAAGGCGAACCUCAGAGCAGUCAUCGCCAACCUGCCGAGACUGCAUCUUUGCAGGUCGGUGAACAUGCGCCUGCCAACACGAAUCUGCCUGUCGAUGCGACUCUGCCGACGAUUGGCACAAAUCCGAGUCUGCCAGCAAUCGACACGAGUCUGCCAGCAACCGACACGAGUCUGCCAGCAGCCGACACGAAUCUGCCAGGCGAUGCGAACAUGUGGGACGACUUUGCAAAAUGGCAAAUGCUCACGAACCUGCAGGCCGGCACAACUUUCCUCGCAGACUCGCCGAUUGAAGACCAGAUUUUUGGAGCUCAGGCUAGCCAACAAGUCGUACCUGCAGCUCUUUCUCAACCAGGUGCUCCCUAUUACUCGUUCCCAAUCGACCCAGGCUUUCGCUUCGACCCAUUGCCUAGCUCAUCUGUUAUCGACCCUCGCCUUACUGAGGCAGCCGAUGCAGAACUGGCCCACUAUGUCCAAUCUGGGGCCACCACUGGCGACUCGGAAUUGUUUGAUACCAUUCCCUAG